UUCUUCUUUCCGCAGGUGUUCAUAGACCCACUUCUUGUACCACCCACGAAAAGCAAACGGAAAGAUGCCCCCUAAAUCUGGAAGAGCAGAACUACGUGCUUGUCUCGUCUGUUCCAUCUUACAAUCCACAAACGACUUUUUGACACAAGGAUGUCCCAACUGCGAAGAUAUCCUCGAGAUGAGAGGUUCAGCUGAAAGAGUGGCGGAAUGUACGAGUUUGUUGUAUGAUGGUAUGAUUGCAAUGAUUGAGCCGUCCGAGAGCUGGGUUGCGAGAUGGCAACGUAUAGAUAAAAGGAUGAGAGGUAUUUACGCUGUGCGAGUGACAGGCCGGGCACCACAAGAUGUGAUUGAUGCGAUUGAAGCCAGGGGUGGUGUGUAUAGACCCAGGGAUGCGGUUGAAGAUUAGACUGGUAGAAGGUCAGGUUCGACAUGCUAGUUGCGAGGUGUUACGCUAUGAUUCAUGGGGGCAAAGAGCAUGUAGAGGGCUAGGAGAGGCGUUGUUUUGGGUUAUGUGCUAUGAUUUGGCUGAGACCACAAAGGAUAUACAAAUACUGUAUGUAUUCAUCUUCUUAAUAAUGCCAACUGGCCCCAUAUAGGUCUUUCAAUCAUCACACAAUCUAACGUGUCCGACCAUCACUGUACCUGCCCUUACCAAGCAAAUACCUUUCUAAAUUUCAAGUGUACAUUCCAACAGCCUCUCCGACACCUCUUGCCAAGCCCCUAACUUUUCCCAUUCCGGGCGCAGAAUAAGGCUCAUCAUCCUCCUCUGUCCAUUUACUCCUCUUUCUGUUCAAUGCAUCGGAGAUAGACGGAGAGAUAUGAGCGAGGGCGGUGGAGAGAUAGGCGAGAGGGAGGGCGGAAAGUGGGAGAGGGAGGAUGAGCGUUGUUGGUUGGAUGGUAAAUGAGGGAUGGGCAGACUAUUGGCAAUGAUUUGGUUUAGUUUAUUCCAUAGUUGUCAAGAUCACGACAAGAUGCACCGCCC
This is a messenger RNA of Cryptococcus deneoformans JEC21, 982 nucleotides long. RefSeq names its product transcription initiation protein spt4, putative. Gene Ontology annotation, cellular component: DSIF complex; nucleus. The transcript has 3 exons. The coding region runs from base 65 to 406 and encodes 113 amino acids. Gene Ontology annotation, biological process: regulation of transcription elongation by RNA polymerase II; positive regulation of DNA-templated transcription, elongation; chromatin organization. Gene Ontology annotation, molecular function: RNA polymerase II complex binding; zinc ion binding. Lineage: Eukaryota; Fungi; Basidiomycota; Tremellomycetes; Tremellales; Cryptococcaceae. The record is from RefSeq and is a predicted model, not a curated record.